AUGGCUGUCUUCAAUCGUCGUGCCCAGGUUGCAUCCGCUCAUGAUGUUGUAUUGAAUUAUGGUGGCGACGUUGGCGAGGUCCAAACACAUGGAUCGGUACAGCUGAGAGUUCAGCUGGUCCAUCUGUACAACGAACACGUCAGCCCACCUUGUCGGUGGCCUUCCUCGACAUCGUCCUGUGCGAAGGAUCCAUUCCAAAAUUCUUAG
Molecule: messenger RNA, 207 nt
Organism: Strongylus vulgaris
Lineage: Eukaryota; Metazoa; Nematoda; Chromadorea; Rhabditida; Strongylidae
Source: the annotation of a GenBank genome assembly